AUGAACCAGGCCGGUCCGCAGCAGGUGCCUGGAGGUGCCCAAGGCAAUGGCAACGGGGCGGUACCAAUGGCUGCUGGGGCAGGUGGCAACGGAGUAACCGCAGCCCAGCAGCAUCAGGGCAUUAUGUAUAGACCGGAGCAGAUGCGCAACAUCAAGGAGCUGUCGGCUGUUGAGAAAGCAAAGUAUGAAGGCGGGCUUCGUUCUCUGUGGAAGACGUUCAACGAAUCUCCAGAGGGCACCCCGGAAAAAGAAAAUGCGCGACGGAAGAUUUAUGAGUUUGCCCCGGUUCUUGCACGAAAAGCUCAGACUCAGACUCAGGCUCAGACUCAGGCUCAAGCCCAGACCCAGCAGCUUAUGCAGCAGCAAGCCCAGUUAGCCCAGGCCCAGGCCCAGCAGCAACAGGUUCAUGCCCAACAUGCCCAGCAACAGCAGGCUCGUGUUGCUGCUGCUGCAACUCCAAACGUGGGUGCUCCCAAGCCUGGACAGGCGGGGUCAACAGCAGGCGGAACGCAACAAGUCCAGCAAGACGCUCAGGCCCAACCAAGCCAGCAGCAGCAGCAGCAGCAGCAACAACAACAGCAGCCGCGACCGCAGCAGAUGGCAAAGAUUCCUGCCAACAUUCAGCAGCAUCUAAACCAGCUGACCUACUUUCCAAUUCCCAGCUUUGCAGACAAGCCGCCCGAGGUAGUUGCCAAGUGGCAAGAAGACGUGAAGAAGAAGCUUGGAAUCUCGUUGAUGCAGAUCGAAAGCGCCCGUGCCAACAUGAUCAAGCUGGAAUCUUUAUACAAGACGCGUACGGAAAGCGGAACUCUGUCAGCCGAAGACCAGAAGAGCUUUAAAGACAAGAAAGACCAGUUCCAGAGAAUCCAUGAUGAAGCUGCCCGUUUCAUCGCAAGCUAUCGGAAGCAGCAGGAGGCGGCUAAGCAGUUGAAGCAGCAGCAGACGGCUGGCGGUGUUGCGACUGCCCAAAUGCAGCAGCAGCAGCAGCAGCAACAACAACAACAAGCAGUCGCCGCCCAGCAACCACAUGUUAGCAACAUCAAGACUGAGCAAACAAAUUUGCAGCACUCACAGGCCAACAUUAAUGGAGCCAUCGAAGCUGCCAAGAAGGAGUCAUUGGCAGCAGCAGCCAGACAGGGAGCUGCAGGAAAUAACGGCAUGGCUAGCAAUGGAGCUGUUCUCGGCCAAAACAAGCCAGCCUCUGGCCCCACACAACAGACCCCGAUUCCACCACCUGUCAUCCCCGCAGCUGCCAUGCAGCAAGCUCAGAAACAACAGCAGCAGCAGCUGCCGCAGCAACAACAGAAGCCAGCCACACAGACACCAGUCCCCCCACCUAUGCCUAUGAAUGGUGCAAUGGCUGCUUCUGCCAACAAAGCCGCUAAUAUUGGCACACCCACACCUAUUUCGGUGGCAGCAGCACGUGUUCCAGCACAGCACUCCGCAACACCUCUCAAUGCGGCACCUAGAGCGUUGUCGCACCAGAAGGCUCUUGAAGAGGCAAACAAGCAACGAACUGCUUCAAUCGGCGGUGGAGGUAUGUCCGGUACUCCGGGAGGUCCCAACCGGAUGACUGAUAAGCUGCCGAUCCCGAAGCAGCUGUCUGAGAAGGCAUCUCAGAUGCCGCAGCCUGUGGCCGUUGGCGGCGGUGUAGCACCAGGCCGUCCCACCUUGACGAGCGGUGGUGGUAUGGUUGGUGGUGUUAUGGGCCAGCCGGUUGUCGCCAAAGUGCCUGCAAUUCAGAUGGAGGGCGAAGGUGAACGCGUUCUGAACAAAAAGAAGUUGGAUGAGUUGGUUCGCCAAGUGUGCGGUGGUACCGCAGAGGGUCAUGAGGGCAACCUCUUACAACCAGACGUGGAAGAGUCCGUUCUCAACCUGGCUGACUCCUUUGUCGACAAUGUGCUUCACACUGCUUGUCGCAACGCCAAGGAACGCGGAUCCAAAGUGCUGGAAAUUCGUGACAUCCAGCUUGUGCUAGAGCGUACAUACAAUAUCCGCAUCCCGGGAUAUUCUUCAGACGAGCUGCGCACCGUACGCAAGGUGCAACCGUCGGUGCAGUGGAUCACAAAGAUGAGCGUGAUACAGGCAGCGAAGGUGACGUCUGGAAGCAAGAACGACUCAUAG
This is a messenger RNA of Grosmannia clavigera kw1407, 2124 nucleotides long. RefSeq names its product transcription initiation factor tfiid subunit. Gene Ontology annotation, biological process: RNA polymerase II preinitiation complex assembly; DNA-templated transcription initiation. Gene Ontology annotation, molecular function: DNA binding; protein heterodimerization activity; TBP-class protein binding. Lineage: Eukaryota; Fungi; Ascomycota; Sordariomycetes; Ophiostomatales; Ophiostomataceae. The record is from RefSeq and is a predicted model, not a curated record. Bases 1 to 2124 code for a protein of 707 amino acids. The transcript has 4 exons. Gene Ontology annotation, cellular component: SAGA complex; transcription factor TFIID complex; SLIK (SAGA-like) complex.